This is a messenger RNA of Penicillium pulvis, 1179 nucleotides long. RefSeq names its product NAD(P)-dependent alcohol dehydrogenase. The transcript has 2 exons. Gene Ontology annotation, molecular function: zinc ion binding; L-iditol 2-dehydrogenase (NAD+) activity. Lineage: Eukaryota; Fungi; Ascomycota; Eurotiomycetes; Eurotiales; Aspergillaceae. The record is from RefSeq and is a predicted model, not a curated record. Bases 1 to 1179 code for a protein of 392 amino acids. Gene Ontology annotation, biological process: D-sorbitol catabolic process.
AUGCAAAAUCCAUCUUGUCUUCUCUACGGACCAGGCGAUAUUCGAUUUGAAGAUCACCCCCUUCCAACCAUUAAAGACCCUCACGAUGUGAUCAUCCGCAUCGCCUACAUAGGCGCCUGUAGCAGUGACGCCCAAUUUUGGCUUCAUGGCGGCGUCAAAAAAAAUUACGUCUCGGAAGAUGAGCCCCUAAUACUGGGCCACGAAGCUUCUGGAAUUGUCCACGAUGUCGGUUCUGAAGUCUUGAACCUCCAACCUGGUGAUCCGGUCGCUAUCGAGCCGGGCGCACCAUGUCGACUUUGCAGUCGCUGUAAACUAGGAAAAUACAACUUGUGCCCAUUGAUGAAAUUCGCCGCGUUCCCGCCUUUCCAUGGGACAUUGACGAAAUAUUAUAAGAUUCCUGCUGAUUGCUGCUACAAGAUUCCUCCUAGUGUGGGCAUCUCCUUUGGUCUUGACGAGGCUGUACUGAUUGAACCGCUUGCUGUGGCUGUACACUCUAUCCGCCAAGUUUGCGUACAACCAGGCGAUAAGGUCGUUGUUUUUGGUGCGGGAACAAUAGGAUUAUUAUGUGCGGCCGUUGCACGGGAAUUCGGCGCUUCGACUAUAAUGUCAGUUGAUAUUAGUCGCGAUAAACUUGAUUUUGCGCAUUCCUUUGUUCCGAAUGGGCGGUUAUCGUUUUCGACCGCUAUACCCAACCAGUCACUUUCUUCCGAAGAGAAUGCAAAGUGUUUGAGAGGCAUGCAUCGAAACUCGCAUCUCACUGAGUCCGAUGUACCUGGGUUUGAUGUUGCGAUUGAGGCUACAGGGGUGGAGGCUUGUAUUCAGAUGGCUAUUUAUUCGCUAAGGGUUGGUGGUUCGUUCGUGCAGACGGGCGUUGGGAAGAAGAAUGUUGUAUUCCCAAUUGCCACUGUCUCGGAGAAUGAGAUUAAUGUUAAAGGAUGUUAUCGGUAUGGGGCAGGGGAUUUUAAGAUGGCGCUUGAGUUGGCUUUUACCCGGAAGAUUGAGUUGAAGCCGCUUAUUACUAAGAUUGUUGAUUUUGAGAAUGUGGACGAGGCGUGGGAGAUUACGGCGCGUGGGGACGGGAUUAAGACGUUGAUUCGGGGGGUUGGGUAUACAGAUGAUCUGGAGGAAUUCACGAAUGAGAGAAAUGGGACCUCGAGAUAUGGAUCGCAUUAUGCAUGA